Molecule: messenger RNA, 495 nt
Organism: Penicillium longicatenatum
Lineage: Eukaryota; Fungi; Ascomycota; Eurotiomycetes; Eurotiales; Aspergillaceae
Exons: 1
Coding region: 1-495 (164 amino acids)
Source: RefSeq, a predicted model, not a curated record
AUGCCUUCUCUCCGCAACACUCUUCUCUGCCUGAUGGCCAGCUCUGCAACCGUUUACGCUGAGCAUCUGAAGGUCGUCUGGUCCUCCGGCGACUUCUCAACCAUCUCCGGACCCUCCGGCGGAAACGAGAACGGCCAUUACUCUGGCUUCGCUAUCAUCAACGACGCGGGCGAAGCUAUCUACGACCAGGGCUUCCCUGAUGACCACUCGCCUUGCUACAACACGGGUGAUGGUCGUGAGUUUACUAUCGAGGGUGACUGUUGGAGUACCCCUCGCAAGUUCAAGUGCAAGUCUGACUUCGGUGGUCACCCUGAUACCUGUGAGGUCAAGGAUGGCGAUGGAAACAGUCUUGGCACUGGACAGGGAGAGACGGAUACUGAUUUUAUUGGUAUUGCUAUUGGUCAGGAUGCUAGCUGUGUGGUGGAGUUUGAUUCUGAUAGCGAUGGCUGCCCUGUUGAUGAUGGUAACGGGCCUCUUCAUGUUACCUCUGGAUAA